Strongylocentrotus purpuratus (purple sea urchin) is the source of this 4177-nucleotide messenger RNA. RefSeq names its product fibropellin-1. Bases 294 to 1832 code for a protein of 512 amino acids. Gene Ontology annotation, molecular function: calcium ion binding; biotin binding. The transcript is spliced from 11 exons. NCBI's taxonomy places the organism in Eukaryota, Metazoa, Echinodermata, Echinoidea, Camarodonta, Strongylocentrotidae. The record is from RefSeq and is a predicted model, not a curated record.
UAUUUCUUUCAGCAAUAACACCGGGUGUUACUGAAAUCACCCUUGAGCGUGCCGUCCCAGUGAACAUCACUUCUCCAAACUACCCUUCCGACUACAACAUCGGCGAUAACAUCGUCUGGCAGGUAUCGGCCCCUGUUAACCACAGCGUCAGGCUGGACAUCGUCGACUUCGCUACCGAAUUUGACUUCGACAUCUUGUUUGUGGGCGAUGGACUGACGCCACUGACCUACACAGAGCUUGCGAGGCUCACGGGCUAUGGGUUAAGGUCGAUUGUGACGUCACAUGGCCGCCAUAUGUGGCUCAAAUUCUUCAGUAAUUACAAACUUACUGACGUUGGAUUCAUGGCAACACUGAACGCUGUGGAUCCGAGAGAUGAUAAUCCUCUAAUCUUGGUGGACGAGUCUACGGUCCAACAGCUCCGCUCACCAGACAUACCUCUUGAUGCAAGCGACAGCGUGCACGAGACUUGGCGGAUAAUGGCUCCUCAGGAUCACAGCGUGAGGGCGCGUUUCGACUUCUUCAACCUCACCGAUGGUUCUUCGCUUACCGUGGGCUACGGCUCGAGUCCUAUAACAUUCACAAUCCUAGUGGAGUUGACUGGAAGUGAAUUGCCUGAAGAUAUUACCUCCCCCACUCGAGAAUUGUGGUUUAGAUUUGUGUCGGAUACUGGGGACUCCAGUAGAAGGAAACUAAGAGCAGCGUGUUCGCUUAUGGGAAGUGGAUUCUUGGUGAAUCUAACAGCAGAAAGGACUGAAGAUAUCAACGAGUGCCUGAGUAACCCUUGUCAGAAUGGAGGCACGUGUUCAGACAGCCUUGGAGGCUUCCAGUGCUUCUGUCCUGAAGGCUUCAAAGGGGAUUACUGUCAAACAGAUGAGUAUGAGUGUCAGAGCGAUCCGUGCCAAAACAAUGCUACCUGCGAAGAUGGAAUAAACACUUUUACUUGCCAAUGCCCCUAUGGUGUCACUGGAUUGUAUUGCGAGACUAUCUUAGAUGUAUGUAUUGGAGAUCCCUGUAUGAAUGAUGCUACAUGCAUGGAAGUAGGCCAAGGAUACCAAUGUCAGUGUGCCUCUGGUUUUACAGGUUCACGUUGCGAAACAGAAUUUGCAUGCAGCAGCAAUCCGUGCCUAAAUGGAGGGUCUUGUAUACAGAGCGGGUCCGUGUAUGCGUGUCGCUGUGCUACAGGCUAUACCGGACAGAACUGUGAAAGUAUAGUGAUAGAUCCUUGUCAGAGUAACCCUUGCGAUGGUGCGGCUAUGUGUGAAGUAUAUUACGGGGGCAGUUAUAGAUGUGUGUGCAGACAGGGCUUUACAGGGUACAACUGUGAUAUUGAUGUGAACGAGUGUUCAAGCCUUCCUUGUCAGAAUGGAGGGCGCUGUGACAACGGUCAGGGCCGGUACACCUGCGAAUGCCGUCUAGGAUAUUCCGGCGUGAACUGCGAAAAAGUUGGUUACUGUGAUUUAGACGGGGAGUGGUACAAUGAUUGCAAUGACAAGAUAACCAUCGUGAAGACAUCAACCGGUCUUCUUCUUGGAGAUUAUAUGACCAAUGAAGAGAUCCUUCUUGGCUCCUCAGCGCCCACAGUUGUGGUGGGUUACGCCAACCAGAACGAGGACUUCCCUACCUUCGGGUUUAUGGUAGGGAGAGACAAUGGGUUAUCAACUACCAGCUGGUCCGGUCAGUGUCACCUCUGUGACGGGGAAGAAGUCCUGUAUACGACCUGGACCAACACCCGUCAGGUCAACACGUGUUUCGAAAUAAAACGAUCGACGCGGUUGGGACAAGAUAAAUGGACGCGAUACCCUCAGGACAUAGCACCACGAAGAGAUAUCUAGACAAGAAUAUAAUCAUUUAGUAAAGCAGUGGUGUAGCGGAGCCCUUUGGCAUUACUGGGAUGGGCACCAGUUUUUUUAUGGAUGAGGUGUAUUAAAUCUUCGAGGCUACAUAGGAGAGGGUAAUGAGGCAGGUGUCUUUAUAUCUUCUUUUGACUUUCCCUUUCCCCUUCUCCUUUUCUUUCUUUUUUUACCAUCGUGUCCCCUGUAUCUUCACCAAAGAACAGAUUUGUUCGUCAAAGUCAUGAAAAUGAUAUAAAAUACGGGAAAAUAGAUAUAUGUAUACAUAUGAAACCUCACUAUCUUCGAAUAUUUACCACUUGACAAUGUGGCUGAUAUCUGAGUGGCUCAAAGUACUCAACCAUAACGAUUGAUGGUAUUAUUGACAUUAAUUAUAACAUAUCAAACUAAUUUACAAUGAUGAAACGUGGUUAGGCUUUUUCAUCAAUACUGACACUAAUACCGUAUAUAUUGCUUUUUCUACUACGGUAAUAGGGUUUUAAUAAUUCCCUCAAAAAUACGUCAAUAUGUCAAAAUAUCUGGAAUUUGAUAGAAAAAUGUACGAUAUAAUACCCAUAUCAAAUUCCAGAUGUUUUGACAUUCCCCUAAGAAAGUUUAUGUGUUUAUUUUUAAGAUGAAAUAAAUAACAUAAAUAAUGAUAUAUUCCCGUGCUUACUAUACGCCCCUGUUUUUGUAGCACCAGUUGUUUCCAAACACGUCAAAUUUCCCCUUUCUUUUUGGUUGUUUGUAUUUUCUUAUGUAGAAAUUAUAUUUUAAAUGUUUCAAUUUUUGGUGAUAGAGAAAAUGUUAUAAUAUAUAUAAAAAUAAUAUUAAUAAAUGUCGUCUAAUACAUUUGCGUUGCACUCGUUGUUUUGUUUUUUUAUGUCAAAAUCAGGAGAGUUUUAUAUCAAUACUUGGAGAAUUUGAUUUGUAUAACAUGUUUAUAGAGAGUAAUAUGAAAUUAGAGUGUGGCGAAUGUACACUCUCUCCUUCAACAAUUUUAAUGUGUAUAGUGCAUGCAUGGUUAAUGUCCUUAACUUUCAAUCGGGAGUUAGAGGGUUCGAAUUUUUGCCGGAUGCGUAUAGUGUGCCCUCGAACUAGGCAUUUGAUCAACACUUGUCUCUCUCGACUUUACUAUGAACAUGUCGUUUUUGUAUUGCUUUUUUUUUACGAAGGUUCAUAUUUCACAAUGCUCGUUAUUCCGAAAAUUCUUCACGAAAGUUCGUUAUUCUGAACAUGAAAGAGAGCACACGAUUCUGAAGGUUCAUAAUUCAGAAUAGGCAAUAUAAGUAUAGAAAUUUUUUUUUUUGGAAUAACGAACCUUUGGAAUCAUGAACCCUAUAUAUUUCAUUUUCAGAUAUAUCAACCUUGUUUCAUUUUUACAAUUUUGAAGAUUAGGAAAUACGAAUCUUUAAAAAAAAAAUACCCUAGGAAGAACGAGCUCCAUCUCCCCCUCCCCUCUCCUAUAGAAAACGCACCAUGAGUCACGUAAUUGGGUGAACGGUAGUAUGAUUAUCUUCCACUGUGUCUUCUUCGGCAAGACAUCAAAUCUACAUUAGUCGCUCUCCACGCAAGUGUAUAAAUAGGUAUUACCUUGUAAAAUGCAUUCAUUCGAAAACAUAAGUAUGAGCAUAUAACGGUUGCCGUAGCUAAUGCCAGGAUACUUUUACAAGGUAAUUUUCUUAGCACUUCAAAGCGCAUAUAACCGGAAUAUUGUAAUGUGAUAUGCGCCAUAUAAAAACGGAAUGGUAUCAUUGUUGUUAUUACUACGUAACAAUGUAUUGUCUUUGUAUUGAUAUUCCACAUAAUUAUGCCUUUUCAAUUGUACUUGUUGAAUACUAUACUUGUUUUUCUUUUCUGGGAAAAAAGAAAGCAAUGAUAAACAGCGGAUUGCAUUUUUGUCCAUUGUUUCAUGAUUACAAUAUCACCAUUUUUGGUAUGAAAUGAUUUAAUAUAUUGUACAGUUUAAAUCAAAUUGAAUGAGGCAACUUAAUAGGUAAAAAAGUGGCGAUAUGAUAUUUUCAUGUAUAAUUCUUUGUGUGCUCAAUUAUAAAAUAUUAGUUGGAUAGGGCAAAUGCAGUUCGUUCAAAAGUACAGAUUACAUUACAGGCGAUAGGUCUCAGUUUUACCUAAAUCCUUAAGGUCAGCCUCAAGACUUAAAGUAAAACUAAAGCCAAUCAUCAUCAUCAUCAUCACUAUCAUUAUAAUCAUCAUCACCAUCAUUAUCAUUAUUAUCAUUGUUAUUACUUUUAUUGUUAUCAUUAUCAUCUUAAUCAUUAUCAGCAUUAUCUGCAUCAGCAUUAUUACUAAAACUAUACUGCUAAUACAUGCGGCUGCUGUUGCUGCUA